Molecule: messenger RNA, 1128 nt
Organism: Lymnaea stagnalis (great pond snail)
Lineage: Eukaryota; Metazoa; Mollusca; Gastropoda; Lymnaeidae
Source: the annotation of a GenBank genome assembly
GUCAACUGCUCGUACGCUCACAGCAACGCUUCAAGGGUUCAAUUUUUGAUUUCAUUAUUUCUUUCAUGGUCCAAUGAUUCGACUCGACCAUUCCAGGAUGUGGCCUCCAUCAACGCAUUCUCUCAGGGUCAUCCGGUCAAUGUGUUGACCCCUGGGGACGUCAUGGCCUCUGGCGAAAUCAACAUCGAGGGGGAAUCCUACGUGCGGCUAACGUGGGUUCUUCCAAAUGGGGGCCAAGUGGGUUUUUACAAAUGUUCGGCCGAGGGAUACGACAACGUGGGUCACAAUGUCAUAGAGUCUGACGUCAUCGAGGUUAAAGGCAAGACGCCUGAUGUAAGCCAGCUGUUACUCGCGAUCAGAAACCUCACGUUUCGCCAGAAAGAGACGGACGAGACCGUGGAAGAAUUGAAGAGAAAUAUCUCAAGCCUGGCGAGUCAGUUAUGUAACGGCACAGAAAUCAAGCCUGUCGCUUCUACUUCUCCGAGGACCCUAACCACCUCUACUUCUCCGAGCACCCUAACCACCUCUACUUCUCCGAGCACCCUAACCACCUCUACUUCUCCGAGCACCCUAACCACUUCUACUUCUCCGAGGACCCUAACCACUUCUACUUCUCCGAGGACCCUAACCACUUCUACUUCUCCGAGGACCCUAACCACUUCUACUUCUCCAAGGACCCUAACCACUUCUACUUCUCCGAGCGUCCUGACAUGGCUGAGCUCCAACGCUCUGACCCAUUUGUAUUCCAACCAAGAAGUUUACUACUUAUCAAAACAACAGUACUUGAACGUUUCGAAGGCUCAAGAGUUCUGUGAAAUUAUCGGUGGCUACCUGAUAGAAAUCGAUGACGUCACGGAGUACGUGAGCAUACUACCCUUGCUGUCCCUGAUCCAAGACCGUACAGCAAUGGCUUACACCGGUGGAAGCGAAGAACAAAGGGAAGGACAUUGGAUAUUCCGGACAAGCGGCCGCCCAGUCGCGUACUUCAACUGGGUGUCGGGUCAAGAUUUUCAAGACACAAGUCACAACUGUUUAACGUUGUUUCAGGAGUAUGACUGGAAAAUGUUGUCGAGUUUCUGCUCGAAUCAGAAUUAUAUGUACUAUGCCUUAUGCGAGCGUGCCAUCUAG